This is a messenger RNA of Durusdinium trenchii, 897 nucleotides long. The record is from the annotation of a GenBank genome assembly. Lineage: Eukaryota; Dinophyceae; Suessiales; Symbiodiniaceae.
AUGCAAGAGCUCAUCCAAACAAAGCAGCAGUGGAAGGAGUGCGACUUCAGCUCCUUGGCCUUCUUCCUGCCCUACUCUUCAGUGAAGGGCCGCUUGAGUGAGGAAGCAGCAAAGACCUAUAGCCAUGUGGAGGCCAAAGCCAUCUUUUUGGGCGAUGGACCAUUCAUGUUGGUGGACUCUCCUGAGUUAACCUCCGAAGCUUUGAGGAAGCUGGGCUACAUGGACGAUGAGUUCAACCAAGACUUGCGGGAGGCCAUGUUUUGCUUUGUGAACUCCAAUGACAACAAGAAUCACUUGCGGAAGAUGAGCCUACUGCCAGUUCCAGGAGAUAGUCUCCAGGACGUGGAACGGAAGCUGCACCGGGCCUUCGUGUCGCAUGGCUCCCAGGGGCGGUGGCAGCGGAAGAACGGCGGCGACGCACGGAAUGGGGCCACGCGGCCGUUGCGGCACAUUCUGCAGAAGGCCCAGAUCUUGGAUCGGAGGAGGAGCUACUCCAAAGCUGAGAUCUUUGAAGCCAUGAAGGUCUACGCGCAGCAGAACGCUUUGCCCGCUGCCAAGACCUUCAAUGCCCUGGCCUUCCGCGUGAUGCGGCAGCAUCUCAAGGACCCACAGUGCCGCCCAGUGAUUGAGUUCGAAGACAAAAGACUCCGCGGCCCAGGGGUGCGGAGCAGUGCGCAGCUGUGGUCCAUGGAAGAUAAGAUUGUCCUCUACAACCCUGAAGACUUUCAUCACAACUCGGGCGAUUUGAGCGACAACUGUGCCUUGCUCGGCUGCGUCGUUUGUGUGGCACAGAGGUCGGAAACGGUGCGGGUUCUGUCGGAUGCUCCAAUGAAGGUGGCAGAAACUGGUGGACCGAGCUUGAUAGGCCUGUACAUUCCAAUCCAAUCUUGGAACUAA